AAUUUUUGAGAGUGAAAAUCAAAACCCACAAACGCAAAAGAUCUGUACUUUUAUCAAUGGAAAAAAAUCAUAAAUUUUUUAUAUACCCUUUUUGAUUUUGGCAAAGCAUCAUAUCAAUCAAACGGAUCUUGGCCGUUUGAUUUUGUAGCAACGAACUCUUCCCACAUCAUAAGCACACGUGCUCUGCCCAUCUUUUCAAUCUCUAGCUCUCAUAUAUUGCUUCCAUGCAUGGAAUUCUCCUCCUAGUAAACACACAACAAACAGGAAAUGUGUAGAUAUAGAGAGAGAAAGAGAUGAUUCGUAUGUAUGUGUUAUAUGAGGAGAGAGAUAUAGGGAAGAAAGAGUCUUUUGGUUUCUGUUUUCAUUCUUUAUCUUGAUAGGCUGUGGCUAGUUCAAGGCCAUCAUUAGCGACCCAUCUGUUCUAAAGUUUGAUUCUUUCCAAAUUAAUUUCUUUUUCACAAUCUUGGAAAAAUUAACAUACGGGGCGGAGUUGUCAUUUUUGUGCCUUUCCUUUUCCUUGUUGUGAACGAUUGAUUACAUGGAUGUGGAAUUCAAGAGUGUUGUUUUUCCUUUAGUUUUGUGGGUCUGAUCUUUCACUUGCCCCAAAACUAUCACAUCUGACCAGUUCGAUGAUCCUGUUCCUGUAGACCUUGUGAUCUGUGCCCCAGGCCCACAUUCCAGAUUUGAGCUUUUUCAAGUUCAUUCUUGUACUUUAAUGUAAUUUUUCUGAUCUGGGCUUCAAUGUUUUUGGGUGUAUCCGCUUGUUGAACUGUUUGGGUGGUGGUAGAUCAAGAAAAGCUGCAUUGUUUCAGAGUUUCAAGUUCAGUAAGUUGGUUUGCUGAUUUUCAUUUGAAGUAAUUGGGUGAUUUUUUUCUUGCUCUGUUGGUUUGAAGAAUCACUUGUCAAAUGAUGGAGGAGGGGCAAGAAUCAAGGUUUGUUUGCAAGUUGUGCUACAAGAGGUACCCAUGUGGGAAGUCACUAGGGGGUCACAUGAGGUCUCAUGUAGUUGCAAAUUCAGCUGAAUCUGAGGAGAAAUUUGAGGUUAACAUGAGAAAGUUUUCAUCUUUUGGUGAUCCUGGACAGUCUCAGAGUAUCAUGAAAGAGUCAAAACUUGGUGAAUUUGGAAAUGGGCAAUCUAGUUAUGGACUGAGAGAGAAUCCCAAGAAGACAUGGAGGGUUGUGGAUUCAAGGCUGCCCUUGCCACAGGAGAGAGUUUGCAAGCAAUGUGGAAAAGGGUUUCAGUCACUUAAAGCUUUGUGUGGUCAUAUGGCUUGUCACUCUGAGAAGGAUAGGGGUUUGAAGGAUGAUCAUUCUUGGACUAGUGAGAGUCAGAAAGUGGUUCUUGAUAGUCAUUCAGAUACAGAAGCUGAGGAGAGGAGGCUGAGAACCAGAUCAUCAAAGAGUAAGAGGUACAAGAAAAUUGUUGACAAGUCUCCUUGUUUCUCUUUAGCUAAUAAUGGUUCUUCAUCUGUUUCUGAGAUUGAUGGACAAGAACAAGAGGAAAUAGCUAUGUGUUUAAUGUUGUUAUCAAGGGAUUCUGGGAACAAGGGCGGUGUUAAUUCAGUUGUAGAGUCUUCGGACAAUAAUUCGGUUGUCCUGGAGACUAAAUCUUCUUCGAUUGAAAUGAGAACUGGUAAAAAGGAAAGCUUAGACUGCAUACAUAACCUUGACGAGGUGAUCCCUGCCGCAACAAAAUUUGGGAAUAAGAAGUUGAAAGAUAGUACUAUAGAUGCAGAAAUUGCUCAAAUGGAGAAUUCUGAUUCCGGGUAUUUCUUAGAUGAAUGUGCUAAGGCUGAGUCCGAUGUGUCGGUUGAUGGGUUCAGAAGGUAUGGUGGUUUCAGUGAAUGCAAGAAGCCCGCCAUGAGUGUUGAAGAGAGAGAUGAGGAGUAUGGUGCUGGAUUCAGGAAGAGCUUGAAAGUAAUCAAGACUGAACUAAGCAAAUCGAGUAAGGAGAAUGAGUAUGAUGAUGAUGGUAUGGCUUCAAACUUUGCUGGGAUAGAAUCAAGAAAGAGAAAGUAUAGUUCUCAAAAUCCCGAACCAUGGAAUGAAUCUGCAAAGAUAAUGAAAAAGAGUACGCCAAAUGCUGAAUUGUGCAAUAAUUCUCCAAAGAGAAGUAAAUAUGAAUGCUUCAACUGCAAAAAGACCUUCAAGUCUUAUCAGGCUCUUGGAGGCCACAGGCCGUGCCACAAACGAACUAACACAUUUUAUGAAUCUAGAUAUGAGAGUGGGGAGAACAGCUUAGAUGAUUCUACUGAUUACAGAACUACUAACAAGAUUGUCGAGUCCUCCACCAACAGAAAAUCAAGUUCCAAGAAUUCAUCUCGUUAUGCUGAGAAAAUGCCUAAGCCUAAGAAGAACAAAGGGCAUGUGUGCCCAUUCUGCAACAGGGUUUUCAAGAAUGGCCAGGCCUUAGGCGGCCAUAAGAGAUCACAUUUUAUUGGUGGUCAUGAUGAAAACAACAACCGAAUUGCAGUAGCUAAGCCUGAGGCUCCUGAUUUACUAGAUCUUAAUCUUCCUGCCCCUGAGGAAGGUGAGGAUAACGAGCGUACCCAGUUCUUUCCAUGGUAGGUCCAAGAUAAACAGAGGUAUAAAUUGCUGCUUAGUGAUUUCACAAGUAUAAAGGACAGUGCUGCAAAUUCCGGGAAGAUGCUAGAGUCUGUGAUUCGAAAAAUGGAGGACAGCAGACUUCAUAAUGCUUUUCCUUGCUUCUAUCAAAGAUGGUACUACACUGCAGUUUUUCUGCUCAUGUUA
Sesamum indicum (sesame) is the source of this 2751-nucleotide messenger RNA. RefSeq lists its product as uncharacterized. NCBI's taxonomy places the organism in Eukaryota, Viridiplantae, Streptophyta, Magnoliopsida, Lamiales, Pedaliaceae. The record is from RefSeq and is a predicted model, not a curated record.